Messenger RNA from Capronia coronata CBS 617.96, 1032 nucleotides. RefSeq lists its product as uncharacterized. The record is from RefSeq and is a predicted model, not a curated record. Gene Ontology annotation, molecular function: 2,4-dienoyl-CoA reductase (NADPH) activity. The coding region runs from base 1 to 1032 and encodes 343 amino acids. Gene Ontology annotation, biological process: fatty acid catabolic process. Lineage: Eukaryota; Fungi; Ascomycota; Eurotiomycetes; Chaetothyriales; Herpotrichiellaceae. The transcript has 2 exons.
AUGCCUCUUGAGAAACAUGAAUACAUAUCCAACGUAUGGAGUGACGGCCUCUUCGACGGCAAAGUGGUCUUCUGCACCGGCGGCAACGGCAGCAUCUGUUCAGCCCAGGUGCGGGCUUUAGUCCACCUAGGCGCAGACGCCUGCAUCGUCGGCCGCAACGUAGAAAAGACGGAGAAGGUGGCUCAAGACAUAGCGACCGCUCGCCCGGGGAGCAGAGUAUUAGGGAUCGGAGCCGUGGACGUACGCAGCAUCGACAGUCUCCAAAAGGCGAUUGAUACAUGCGUCAAAGAGCUAGGAGGCAUUGAUUUCCUCAUUGCUGGCGCAGCAGGCAACUUCCUCGCCCCUCUCGCGCAAUUGUCACCCAACGCAUUCAAAAGCGUCAUCGACAUCGACGUACUCGGCUCCUACAACGUGACCAAACUCGCCCUGCCACACCUGGUGGCUUCGGCAAAGAAACACAAUUCCUCAUCAUCCCUCCCGAAGAAACAGCCCCCCAAUUCCCCCUCCACUUCGACAUCCAGUUCUCGUUCUUCGUCCUCAUCCGGUCCCCCCGGCCCCGGCGGUCGCAUCAUCUACGUCUCCGCCACCAUCCACUACACCGGCCUCCCCAUGCAGACGCACGUCGCUGUGGCCAAAGCCGGCGUCGACGCCCUCUCGAACAAUGUCGCCAUCGAGUACGGUCCGUUGGGAGUCACAUCCAAUGUGAUUGCGCCCGGCCCGAUCGCCGGCACCGAAGGCAUGGAUCGACUGGCCAAGAAACAACAGUCCACGCCCGGCGGUUAUCCAGGCAAAGGCAUUCCCUUGGGUCGCUGGGGUCUGAUCAAGGAGAUCGCCGACGCCACCGUCUAUUUGUUCAGUGACGCCGCCAACUAUGUCACUGGGAGCGCGCUCGUAGUCGAUGGCGGUGCCUGGCGCACCGCCGGUACCGGCACGGGAAAGGGCUUUGAGUAUCCUGAUUUCAUCCUCUCCGGGGCCCAGGUUACCGGGGUGGGAGGGAUCAAAAAACAGUCUGGCUCAGGCUCGAAAUUAUAA